AUGGAUGACAGGCUCUGGCGUCUCCUUGAGGAUAGUGGAUGCACGUGUGUGAGUGAACUUCGAGUGCAUUUUGCCACCCCUUGGCACGUGGCUUGCUCAGUGGAUAGCCUGGAAGAUGCGAUUGUCCUGGCUGAACAGGUUGUGCCCAAGGCUUCAUCUGCUGAGCAUAAGAGGAUCGGUGGACAUGUUUGGAAAUGGAUCUCAGAUAACACUGACCUCUUGAGUCGGGUGCAAGCCCGACUACGUUCCAAGGCUACGAGAAUCGAAGCGUCUGCUGGGAGUAAGGUCUCACCUGGGGAGGUCUUCGAUCAACUCAUGAGUGGGAGCCUCGAACUCUGCAAGCAGACGAGUCGUGCGCACUCGAGGUGGAUCUCGAACGGGGCCGGGACUCCGGUCGAGGCGGAGAAAGCUGCGAAGAGGUUCUGGGGCACCGUCUUGGUGCAGAUUAUGGUGGAGGCCCGGCUUCCCAUCGUUGAGAUCGCAGUUGAGAGUGAAGAACAGCGAGUCAUGUAUGCUUUGCGUGCGCUGGGCACCCGGCGCUCUAAGACUUUGAGGAACCGGGCUAGGACCUGGCGCAAGGCUCGCGAUUGGAUACAGUCUGUUAAGGGUUAUGUUUUCCCACGUUCUCCUGCGGAUGUGGUGGACUACCUCAUCUUCUUGGAGCAGGAGUCCGGCACCAAGAGUUGCAUCGCCGAGUUUAUGAGUGCCCUAUCUGUCUUGGAGGAUGCAGGGCAGGUUCCGGUUUCAAACCAGCUCUGCAAGAAUCGCUUGGUUGUGGCGGCCUCCAAGGGCUCGGCGGCAGAGGUUCAGCAGGGGAAAACUGGUAAAAAGCAGGAACCAUGUUUCAAGUUCGCCAAGCCGGAGGUCAUCAGCAAUUACAUGCGUUUGAUUUGGCGCCAGCUGAAGGCAAGCCAGGGUAUGAUGAAGAAGAGCUGUUUGAGGAUUUCGGGACUUGGCUCCGUGAACGAGGUACUGAAUCAGACGUGGCCGUUGCUGGGAAAUUUCACGGAUCGGCAAGACGCUUCGCUAAGCUCAGUGCGAUCGCCGAUCAUGGACCCGGCUGCGCAGCGCCGGUACCUGAAGGAUAAUGUUGAUGCUGACUUCGUUUUCCUGCUUGAAGAGCAUGGACAGGUCUCUCAGGCACAGCUGAAUCGACUUUCAGAGCUUUUACCGGACGAGGACAGGGUUCGUCAAUCUGAGGACACCAUCCAAGGUCAGAGAUCUUUCACUUCUGGUGCGUUUGUCCACAAGGACAGGGCUGGAACCAGACGCAAUUUGGAUGCUUUCCCCUUUGCCUCGGAGCUCCUCGCGAGGCUGGUGGCCAGCAACUUCCCAGGACGGGUUUUCUCUUCGACUGCUUUUUUCAGGGAUCUUAAGCAACCUUUGCACAAAGACACCACCAAUGGUCGUUACGACAACUUGCUGCUUGCUUGUUCGGACUUCGUCGAUGGGGGUCUAUGGGUCCAAUCGGACGCUGGCGACGUCGAACGACUUGUCAAUGGUGUCCCGAUGCUGGGAAAGAGUCUUGACUGGGAGGAACGCAAGAUUGUCUUUAAUCCUCACGUGUGGCACUCAACUGAAGACUGGGGUGGUUGCAGGCUGGUCCUAGCAGCCUACACCAUUGGCAACGAUGGUCUGCUCGCCCUCAGCGAGCGGGAGAAGCUAUCUAACAUGGGCUUUGUCCUACCGGGGCAAGGAAAGAGGGGGCCUCCCGAUUCGGGGGGAUCCUGCGAGGACGACGGGGCGAUGGAGCACGUGGAACCUACGCCAGUGGGCGAGUCCCAGGUGGACGAACCCGGGGAGCCCGGGCCCCUCUUGGGGGAUGCGACUGUGGAGGAUCUGCCUUUUAGUGAGUUGAAAUCCGGAUGUGAGGGUCCACCUAUGGUUGGAGACUUCGCAGGCGCUACAGAUGAGUUCGUGGAUGGAUUCGGGCGCUGCUCACCUGGUAGAUGGAAACCUUCGUGCCGAGGCCGAUGUCUAUCACCUGCUGCGGUUGCCUUCGCUAGAAGCCUUCGGGAUAAGAUUAGGCGGUUCGUUUUGGACAAUGUUCCGGAUCUCGCUAAGUCGACUUUUCGUCUGGCGACGGGACACUGGGAAGGACCCUUGUUUGCUUCAGGGCCUAUGGAUAAGCUGCGCGAGGAAUGGUUCGACAUGUUGCCGGAUCCUUUGAGAGCUCGGGAGAUGAUACCACAUCAGCCUUUCUAUCUUCGGGCCAUCGCGCAGACUCUCCGUAUACUUGAGGACCCGGACUACCGCAUCAUAGAGGAGGGGAAGUUCUGCUUUUGCAAUGGUGUUGAGGUUGGACACACUUCACCUCUGGGCCCCGUUCCUCAGGUCUUCCGGCGGCGACAGAAAGGUCAGAAGUACGAUGAUUCAGAGUGGGAGCCGUUGAUGGGGAAUUACCGUGAUGGACCCGAGGUCGAGAAAGCCCUCUUGGAGGCCUUUGAGAAGGAGGAGGCGGAGGGACGGAUGUUUCCCCUGUCCUUCGCUGAGGCGCGCAAUAGGUACCCGGGCUCGUCAUUGCGUAUCGCUGCUCAAGCUGACAUCCCGAAACCUGACCAAGAAUUUCGGGUGGUCCACGACGGAACACACGGUGUUCAAGUCAACAAUGAGAUUGUCAUGAAUGACCGAUUGGAGUCUCCGGGAGCUCGCGAAGUAUCGGCCAUCCAGAAACUUGGUUCGGUUGCAUCUGGGAAAGUCCUUUUCGGUUUGGUCGGUGAUGUUAAGAAGGCUCAUAGGAGAUAUCUUCAUCAUCCCGAGCAUUGGGGAGUCUUGGCUUGCAGAUCGCGAACAGAUUCCCCGACUGUGUGGUUAAAUCGCACAGGGACUUUUGGCAUAGCAUCAGCGGCCUUUUGGUUCGCUCGCCUCAUUGGCUUGGUCGGCCGCCUUUCUCUCAGAGUUUUGCUGGACGCAUUUGUUUUCGCUCUCAUUUACGCUGACGAUUUACAUUUGCUGAGCGGCGGCCCAAAUCGCUGGUUAAACCUGUGGAUGUUGUUGGCACUCUUUUGCCUUCAGGGUACGCCAUUCUCUGAAAAGAAGCGGCGGGGAGGCCUUCAAGUUGACUGGGUCGGUUACUGGAUUGAUUAUGGGCGCUUCAAACUUGGGAUUUCAGAAAAGCGGUGUCAGUGGAUCAUCAGGUCAGUUGAAAGUAUGGAAGGCGACGGCUGGCUUGUGGAUGUUCGUCGUUUCCACGAGUUGCACGGAAGACUUGGAUUCAUGUCACAGGUUCUUGUCUGGAUGAGGCCCUUUUUGGCGCCAGGUUAUGCCUGA
Symbiodinium necroappetens is the source of this 3270-nucleotide messenger RNA. NCBI's taxonomy places the organism in Eukaryota, Dinophyceae, Suessiales, Symbiodiniaceae. The record is from the annotation of a GenBank genome assembly.